AUGGUGGCAGAGUGUGGACAGAGGCCACUGGUGGGUCCGCCUGGUGAGUCUCGUGUUGUAGGUGGGCAUUUUGCCCUGAAGGGCGCGUGGCCCUGGCAGGUUAGUAUACAGCGGAUGAGCAGGCACUUUUGUGGUGGCUCCAUUCUCAACCACCACUGGAUUCUCACAGCGGCUCACUGUUUCGACAAGAAAACAAACAGAGACACAUCAAGACUGCAGGUUCUAGCUGGACUGCACUCUCAGUCAAAGCGAGACACAGUCGUCCAACAUCGAUCUGUGGGACAAAUUACUGUGCACGAGGAGUACGAUAUGACAAGUUUCAACAGUGACGCAGCGCUUCUGUACGUCACCCACCCACUGAAUUUCACUGCUCAUGUGCAGCCUGUUUGCACAUUACAAAAUGAGACGGAGGAAAAAGGCCUGAACUUCAGCUCGUGCUACGUCAGCGGCUGGGGCAGCACAGUGUUUAAAGGAAAAUUAGUGGACACACUGCGUGACUCUGAGGUGGAGCUCAUCGACACUAUUAUGUGCAACCAGAGAGACUGGUACAGAGGCCACAUUACCGAAAACAUGCUCUGUGCUGGAAAAGAAAGUGGAAAGGUGGAUACGUGUCAGGGUGACAGUGGUGGACCGCUGUCAUGUUACAGCGAAGACACGGAGAGAUUCUACCUUUAUGGCAUAACGAGUCACGGAUCGGACUGUGGCACUCUGAGGAAACCGGGCGUGUAUACCCGCGCUAGCCGCUACUCAGCAUGGAUUAAUGAGACACAGGAGAUGCAGACAAAAUCUUUCUCGCCAGGCUCUGUUAUGAACUCCACUGCUCUACACAUAAUCACCAUCGUGCUUUACUGGGCCCUCACGUUCAUCUGAGACUCCAACAAGAAGCAGCUGAGUUUGACUGUUAUCUUAAUAAAGUAUUUGCUCAUCAGAA
Molecule: messenger RNA, 931 nt
Organism: Trichomycterus rosablanca
Lineage: Eukaryota; Metazoa; Chordata; Actinopteri; Siluriformes; Trichomycteridae
Product: acrosin
Exons: 5
Coding region: 1-870 (289 amino acids)
Biological process (GO): proteolysis
Molecular function (GO): serine-type endopeptidase activity
Source: RefSeq, a predicted model, not a curated record